This is a messenger RNA of Boleophthalmus pectinirostris (great blue-spotted mudskipper), 1557 nucleotides long. It is a transcript of the gene txnrd3, whose product is annotated as thioredoxin reductase 3. The transcript has 11 exons. Gene Ontology annotation, biological process: cell redox homeostasis. The coding region runs from base 235 to 1482 and encodes 415 amino acids. Lineage: Eukaryota; Metazoa; Chordata; Actinopteri; Gobiiformes; Gobiidae. The record is from RefSeq and is a predicted model, not a curated record. Gene Ontology annotation, cellular component: mitochondrion; cytoplasm. Gene Ontology annotation, molecular function: thioredoxin-disulfide reductase (NADPH) activity.
GAAAAGACAUUUGGCGCGGUUCGAGUCGUGAGAGUGGAGCUGAGGACAUCACGGAGUUCAUUCUUGGUUAAGUAACUCUUGGUCGAGGGACCGGGGGGCAAAAGCACGUUUUAACCGCUUUCUGGCCUGUGUAGACGGGCCGGUGUGGAUCGCAAAGGCGUGUGUUUUACUCAAGUUGCGUUUUGCGUCUUUUGAGCUUGCCCCGGCGCAGGCUUAAACGGAAAUACUUACAAAAUGCCGCCCGUUGAAAAUGACAGCGGUAAAACUGAGCUUAAGACUCGGAUACAGCAACUUAUUGACUCCAAUCAAGUGGUGGUGUUCAGUAAAAGCUACUGUCCUUAUUGUAUCAAGGUAAAAGACCUUUUCAAGGAGCUCCAAGUGAAAUGCAAUGUGGUAGAAUUGGAUCAAAUUGAGGAUGGGACUACCUAUCAGGAAAUGCUGCUUGAAAUGACUGGACAAAGAACAGUUCCUAAUGUCUUUAUCAACAAGACUCACCUUGGCGGCUGUGAUAAAACAAUGCAGGCCCAUAUGGAUGGCAGCUUACAACAGCUCCUCAGUGCAGAAAGUGAAACGUAUGACUACGACUUGAUUGUGAUCGGAGGAGGGUCUGGAGGACUGGCGUGUUCAAAGGAAGCUGCUAUGCUUGGGAAGAAAGUAAUGGUAUUAGACUAUGUUGUCCCCACACCAAAAGGAACAACAUGGGGUCUUGGUGGCACAUGUGUUAAUGUGGGUUGCAUUCCCAAAAAACUGAUGCACCAAACAGCUCUGCUGGCGACGGCUAUGCAAGAUGCUCGCAAGUUUGGCUGGGAGUUUGAUGAGACAGUGAAACACAACUGGGACACUAUGAGAAGUGCAGUGAAUGACUACAUUGGCUCAUUAAACUGGGGCUACAGGGUGUCACUGAGGGACAAAAAGGUCAACUAUGUCAAUGCAUAUGCAGAGUUUGUUGAACCACACAAAAUUAAGGCAACAAACAAGCGGGGGAAGGAGACCUUUUACACUUCUGCCAAGUUUGUGUUGGCAACCGGGGAGAGGCCCCGCUAUCUUGGUAUCCCUGGAGACAAGGAGUGCUGUAUUACCAGUGAUGACCUCUUCUACCUGCCGUACUGCCCGGGGAAAACCCUAGUGAUUGGGGCCUCCUAUGUGGCACUGGAGUGUGGAGGUUUUCUGGCUGGUUUGGGCCUUGAUGUUACAGUAAUGGUGAGGUCCAUAUUGCUCAGAGGAUUUGACCAAGACAUGGCCAACCGUGCUGGAGAGUACAUGGAGGAACAUGGAGUGAAGUUCCUCCGCAAAUAUGUCCCAACAAAGAUUGAGGAGCUGGAAGCAGGCACUCCCGGCAGGCUGAAGGUGACAGCGAAGUCCACAGAGACGGAAGAGAUCAUCGAGGGAGAAUAUAACACCGUCUUGAUAGCUGUGGGUCGAGACGCAUGCACUGACAAGAUUGGUCUGGACAAGGCUGGGGUCAAAGUCAACCCUAAGUAAGUGCUCUUUAUUGUUGCAUGAGCUAAACAUUGGCUAUGUUUACAUGCACACCAAACGUCUUUCUUACAACUCCAA